CUCUCCCGCCUAUAAAUAAGGUCUUGGUUUGCAUGGACAUUCAUCCCAUCCAUCACUUGCACAGUUGCACGUUGAACAAGAUGGUGUCUAGCAUGGCGUCCAAGAGUCUCAUUGUGUUCGCUCUGCUGCUUGCGGCGGCUUUCCUCAUCGCCACGGCUGAAGAAACUCAGGCUAAGCAGGAAGAGGCCAAGGCUGGCGUGCAAGGCUACCACGGCGGUGGGGGAGGUGGAGGUUACCACGGCGGCGGCGGAGGCGGAGGCGGUGGCUACCACGGCGGCGGCGGCGGUGGAGGCGGUGGCGGCUACCACGGCGGCGGCGGCGGCGGUGGAGGCUACCACGGCGGCGGUGGCGGCAGAGGAGGUGGCGGUGGUUGUCGGUACAACUGUUGCGGUCGCGGGCGUGGUGGCUGCCGCUGCUGCGCGAGCCCCAACGAGAUCCCGGAGCCCAUGUACCGGGCGGAGGUCCACAACUGAGUAACAGACGCUGCUAUGUAUACACGUACGUGCAUAUAUAGCCCUGUACGUGGUGCACGCACGUGGUAAGUAAUCGUAUACGGCCAAUAAAAAGGCGGGUGCAUGUAUGUAUGCAUGUACGUACAUGUACGCGUCGUUGCACAAUAAUCGUGAUCCAACCUCAUUACAUCGAUCAGGACUCUCUGUUCCUGGUAGUGUACGCGCCCUGUAAGACUUUUGUUUCCUGCUUAAUAUACAUGCAGCUCUCGUGCGUGUUAAA
Molecule: messenger RNA, 732 nt
Organism: Lolium perenne
Lineage: Eukaryota; Viridiplantae; Streptophyta; Magnoliopsida; Poales; Poaceae
Source: RefSeq, a predicted model, not a curated record